UUUGAUUUGGAAUUCAUGUAUGUCCUUAGCGGAUGGGAGGGUUCGGCUCAUGAUUCAAAAGUGUUAAGUGAUGCUCUAUCAAGGAGGAAUGGUCUUAAAGUUCCUCAAGGUCAUGGUCGUGAUCUUGAAAAUGAAAAUGAGUUGUUCAACCUUCACCAUGCGUCCUUAAGGAAUGUGAUCGAGAGGAUAUUUGGUAUUUUUAAAUCGCGAUUCAUAAUUUUUAAGUCAGCUACUCCAUUUCUAUUUAAAAUACAAGCAGAGCUAGUGUUGGCAUGUGCAGCAUUACAUAACUUUCUUCGUAAGGAGUGUCGUUCCGAUGAAUUUUCCAUUGAGCCAACUGAUGAAUCUUCAUUAUCUUCAUCCUCAUCAAUACCAGUUGAUGAAGAGGACAAUUUUGAUCUGAUUUAUCAAACCCAAGACCAACAAAGAGAGGAUGCUAGCACAUGGAGAGCUAGCAUAGCUUUAGCUAUGUGGAGAGAUAAUAUCUAG
This is a messenger RNA of Prunus persica (peach), 489 nucleotides long. RefSeq lists its product as uncharacterized. NCBI's taxonomy places the organism in Eukaryota, Viridiplantae, Streptophyta, Magnoliopsida, Rosales, Rosaceae. The transcript is spliced from 2 exons. The record is from RefSeq and is a predicted model, not a curated record. The annotation marks the transcript as partial.